Messenger RNA from Toxorhynchites rutilus septentrionalis, 3243 nucleotides. RefSeq lists its product as uncharacterized. Bases 1 to 3243 code for a protein of 1080 amino acids. The record is from RefSeq and is a predicted model, not a curated record. Gene Ontology annotation, biological process: DNA integration. The transcript has a single exon. Lineage: Eukaryota; Metazoa; Arthropoda; Insecta; Diptera; Culicidae. Gene Ontology annotation, molecular function: nucleic acid binding.
AUGUUAUGCGAACUGGGAGAGUCAUCACCGGUUGCACAUCGCAGAUUCCAAGCCAUGGAGAAAAGAUUUGUCAUUAAUCCCACGCUACAUUCCGACUACUGUAAAUUCAUGGACGAAUAUCAGUCACUUGGACACAUGGAAACAGUCGAGCCAGAACCGUCUAUUCCCCAUUUCUAUCUACCUCACCACGCUAUAUUGCGACCUGAUAGUGCAACGACUAAGACCCGAGUCGUUUUUGAUGGUUCGUGUAAAUCAACAAGCAAUCUGUCGCUCAACGAUAUUUGCUACAUUGGUCCGACAGUUCAGCCACCUCUUCUCGCCAUAAGCUUAAAUUUUCGGAUGCCCAAAUACGUUGUUACAGCUGAUGUCGAAAAAAUGUAUCGACAAAUCAGGGUGCACAAGCUAGAUCGCACGCUGCAGCAAAUAUUUUGGAGGAAUUCUCAGAGCGAAUCAUUGAAAACCUACCAACUUAAAACCGUUACUUACGGUACAGCAUGCGCACCAUUCUUCGCCACCCGUUGCUUGAACCAGCUCGCGGAUGACGAACAGGAUCAUUUUCCGUUGGCAGCUCGACUACUAAAGAAAUCCUUCUAUGUUGACGAUUGUUUGGCUGGAGAUGACGAUAAAGAUAGAACAAUCGAAAGCUGUAAGCAACUAAUUCAACUACUGGCUUCUGGGGGCUUCUUGCUCAGGAAAUGGAGCUCGAAUGAUCCAGAAAUCCUUUCCCACAUUCCGGAAUAUCUCCGUGAUAACCGAGAUGAUCUUGAAAUCGACAAAUCUAGCUCGGUCAAAACCCUCGGAUUAAUUUGGCAUCCACUCAUUGAUUCUUUUGGAUUCAAGGUUCCACUACUUUCACCCUCAAUACCAAUCACGAAAAGGAUAGCACUUUCGGAAAUGUCCAGGUUGUUUGAUCCCAUGGGACUUGUGGGAGCAGUAAUCGUGUCCGCCAAAAUCUAUUUACAGUCCCUGUGGUCGAAUUCGUUUACUUGGGAUGAGGAGUUACCACUCGGCUAUCAAAACUGGUGGAAAACCUUUAGGACUGAAAUUCAAGUGCUUUCGACCUUGAAAAUAACUAGAAGAGUACUUAUCGACCAGUUCGACCAACUUGAACUGCACUGUUUUGCAGACGCCUCCGAGAAGGCGUACGGAUGUUGCCUGUACGUUAAAUCGAUCGACAAAGGUGGAAAUGUAGCUUGCAACCUCCUCAUAUCAAAGUCCAAAGUAUCCCCGCUAUCGAAACAGUCAACUCCACGACUUGAAUUGUGUGCAGCUGUCAUGGCUGCUCAACUAGCCGACACAGUAAAGAAAAAUACUGAACUUUCUUGCUCGAUCACUUUCUGGUCGGAUUCAAGCAUUGUGCUUCAUUGGAUAGCUUCAGUAUCUUCAACAUGGAAAGUGUAUGUGUCCAAUCGGAUCGCCGAAAUUCAUCGGCUCACUCAUGGAAGCGAAUGGCGAUAUGUGCCUUCAGAGCAAAAUCCGGCUGAUCAUAUAUCUCGCGGCAUUUCUCCUGCACAAAUAAUAGACGAUCAACUCUGGUGGCAUGGGCCACCAUUCCUGAUGGAAGAGAAAGUUCAUUGGCCUACUAAUAUAAUCGAAUUAUCGCCACUACACCAUUGUAUUCGAAAUCAAGAAACUCGGGGAACCGUAUCGUUGGUCACAACCUCGCCUCCCCUAAUACUUUCGCUGAUCAACAAAUAUUCGGUUUUGUCUACUCUCGAACGAACGCUCUCAUGGAUUCGAAGGUUUGUUUACAAUUGCCGCACAAGUUCAGAAAACAGAUUAGUUGGUCCGCUCAAACCGAAAGAAUUAGACGAUUCACUAAAACUGCUGGUGAAACAAGUUCAACAAGAUUCCUUUUCGUCAGAAAUUGCUUUUCUGCACCGAUAUCCUGGACCUGUGCAAAGGAAUUUUUUGUUUAAAUCGUCUUUGAAAAAACUCAACCCUUUCUUAGAUGUAGAAGGGCUAUUGAGAGUACAUGGGCGCUUGGAGGCGUUGGACGCUCCAUUCGACACUCGACACCCCAUCAUACUUCCAGCGAAACAUCAUUUGACACACCUGAUUGCCAAGAGAACUCACAUUGACACACUACACUGUGGACCACAAAUGCUUCUCAAUACUCUACGCCAGCGGUUUUGGCCCAUUCGAGGCAGAGAUUUAGUGAGAAAAGUGGUGGACAAAUGCCUGAUCUGCUUCUCCUGCAAACCGAAGAGCAUCCAACAACUCAUGGGAUCAUUACCGGCAGCGAGAGUGACUCCGUCGCGCGCGUUUCUGAAGUCCGGCGUGGACUAUUGCGGUCCGUUUUACGUUCGCCCGCCGAGUCGUCGGGGCAAUUCUCUGAAAAUUUUCGUUGCAAUAUUCGUUUGUAUGGCCUCCAAGGCUGUCCAUAUCGAAAUGGUAUAUAGCCUGACGUCGGGUUCGUUCUUAAGUGCUUUGAAACGCUUCGUGGCACGUCGCGGUCGCGUAACUGACGUGUACUGCGACAAUGCACGCACUUUUGUUGGUGCGAAUCGUCAGCUGCAAGAGCACAAACAGCUAUUCGAUGAGCUGCACCGUUCUGAAGAUCUCACAAACAAGUGCACCAAAGUGGGAAUUAACUUCCACUUUAAUCCAGCUCGGUCUCCGCAUUUUGGAGGGUUGUGGGAGGCCGCCGUUAAGACCUUCAAGCACCAUCUGUAUCGCAUCAUGAAGGAUACUCUCCUCACUAUCGAGGAAUUCAACACCUUGAUUACCCAGAUUGAAGGAAUCAUGAAUUCAAGGCCUCUCACACCCCUGUCAUCCGAUCCUGCUGACGUUGUUGCUCUCACUCCGGGGCACUUGUUAGUUGGCGAGCCGUUAUUCCAGAUUCCUGAGCCUGAUCUCUGCGAAACUCCUAUUAAUCGCCUCACUUCUUUCCAGAAAAUGCAACAGAAGAUUCAACAUUUUUGGAAGGUUUGGUCUAGUGCGUAUGUUGGUCAACUUCAAGAUCGACAGAAAUGGCCGAUGGCUCAUCCAGACAUCAAAAUUGGAACAUUGGUACUGCUGAAGAACGAAUCAACUCCUCCAAUGAAGUGGAAUCUGGGCCGAAUCGAAAGCGCCUUCCCUGGCAGGGAUGGUCGCACAAGAGUCAUCCAGGUUCGAACCGCAAAUGGAAGUUACCGACGGGCAAUAACGGAAGUCUGUCCUCUACCGAUCGACGAUGUCAUCGAGGCUAACAGAUCAACCAGUGCAACUUCGUCAAUCCUAAUUGACCAAAACCAGACAUAG